AUGCGCCCUGUGCCACCGUUUCGAUGUAACCAGAUCGAAACAAGCAAACUAGCCAAAGAAUGGCGUGCUUGGAAGGAGUCUCUUGAGUGCUACUUUGCUGCUUAUGGAAUAACAGAUCAAAAAGUCAUGCGAGCGAAGCUGUUACAUUUGGGCGGACCAGCCCUGCAAACUGUCUUCAAAAAUCUUAAAGAUCACGACGCCGUACCAGUUGUAGCACUCAAUUGGGGAUUUGAUGCAGCCAUCGAGAAGUUGGACGAGUUUUUCGAACCAAGGCACUUGAGUACAUCAGAGCGGAGAAAGUUGCGACAAAUGAAGCAAAAGUCUAAUGAGCGAUUUGCAGAUUACGUUAUUCGUUUGAAGCAACAGGCGGCAGAAUGUGGAUUUGAAAAGUACGGCCCAGAGAUUUCGAAGGUGCUCACCGAUAUUUACCUGACGGAUGCCGUGGUCGAAGGGUGUACUUCUAACGAGGUUCGGAGGAGAGUUUUGUUGAAAGAUCUUCCAUUCGGUGAAAUCGAAGCCCUCGGCAUAUCACAAGAGGGAGUCGACCAACAGGUCGAAGAAAUUGUUUCGUCGAAGCCACCGGAGAAGAUCUACAAGGUUCAACAGCUUCCAUCAAACUCGAAAGACGCCAAGAAGUUGCAAGUCAGAGCAGCAUUAGGCUGUUACAACUGCGGACGAAAAGGGCAUAUUGCGGCUGCCUCAUCGUGUCCAGCACGUGGCAAGCAGUGUCGAAAUUGCAGAAGUUAUGGACACUUCGAGAAAAUGUGCCGUAAACGGAAGAGCGAUACCUUGCAGCAACCGAACGAGUCUCAAGUGCGUGCAGUGACGAAGUUGGAGACAACGGGCACCGAAGAAUCAAACAAGCAUGAUCCGACGAAUGCUCAUGAGAAAGUCUACUACGCAUUUUACACUGGGAACGAGGAGAACAUCAUCCAGUGUAAAGUGGGCGGUGUGAAGUUGGAUAUGCUGGUCGAUUCAGGAUCUGACGCAAAUUUGGUCAGUGAUGCGGCAUGGACUGAGCUGAAAGCACGAAACGUCUCCGUGUUUUCAUCUACGAAAGGAUCGGCUCGCAUAUUGAAAGCUUAUGGAAGUGACCGACCUCUGAAUAUACUUGGAUCGUUUGAAGCUGUUAUCACUGUUGAACAUCGGCAUACACGUGCAGAGUUUUUGGUCGUUGAAGGAGGACAGCGAUGCCUACUCGGCGAUGCCACCGCAAAGGAGUUGGGAGUUUUGCGUGUUGGGCUGCAGGUAAAUCGUUUGGAGGAAGCAGUUGUACCGUUCAAUAAAAUGCAAGGAAUAAAGGCGCAAAUUCACUUGAACCCGGACGCUGUCCCUGUCUUUCAACCAGUACGAAGGAUUCCGGUGCCGCUAGAAGAAGCGGUGAAUCGAAAAAUUGAUCAACUACUCCGACGGGACAUAAUUGAACCGAAAGUGGGCCCGACUAGUUGGGUAUCCCCGCUGGUUAUUGUCGGCAAAGCAAAUGGCGAACCACGUUUGUGCCUAGACCUGCGUAGAGUCAACGAGGCGGUGUUGAGGGAGCAUCAUCCAAUGCCUGUCGUUGACGACUACAUCAUGCGCUUAGGAAGAGGUCGAGUUUGGAGUAAGUUGGACAUCCGAGAGGCAUUCCUGCAGGUGGAACUUGCAGAGGAAUCACGGGAUGCCACUACAUUCAUCACAAGCCGUGGACUGUUCCGCUUUAAGCGCCUUCCUUUCGGCUUGGUGACCGCGCCGGAACUAUUCCAGAAGGCCAUGGAUGAGAUCCUGGCCGGAUGCCCUGGGACCCACUGGUAUUUGGACGAUGUCAUCGUGAAGGGUAAAGACGUGAAGGAACACGACGAGCGCCUAGACAAGGUAGCGUGA
Aedes albopictus (Asian tiger mosquito) is the source of this 1860-nucleotide messenger RNA. RefSeq lists its product as uncharacterized. Gene Ontology annotation, molecular function: aspartic-type endopeptidase activity; zinc ion binding; nucleic acid binding. Lineage: Eukaryota; Metazoa; Arthropoda; Insecta; Diptera; Culicidae. Gene Ontology annotation, biological process: proteolysis. The transcript has a single exon. The record is from RefSeq and is a predicted model, not a curated record. Bases 1 to 1860 code for a protein of 619 amino acids.